Molecule: messenger RNA, 1239 nt
Organism: Ziziphus jujuba (common jujube)
Lineage: Eukaryota; Viridiplantae; Streptophyta; Magnoliopsida; Rosales; Rhamnaceae
Product: calcium uniporter protein 2, mitochondrial
Exons: 2
Coding region: 133-1176 (347 amino acids)
Biological process (GO): mitochondrial calcium ion homeostasis; calcium import into the mitochondrion
Cellular component (GO): mitochondrial inner membrane; uniplex complex
Molecular function (GO): calcium channel activity; uniporter activity
Source: RefSeq, a predicted model, not a curated record
CCUUGUUCCAUUCGCUCAAAACCAGCAAAGGCUUUUUUAUUUCUCAAUCACCAAAAAGCUUCGAGAAAAAUCCCAUUCCUGAAACCCUAUUCUCUCCGUCUAGGAUUUUUUACCUUAGAGAGCAGAUCAUCAAUGGCGUUCAAAAAAACACUGGCUCAGCGUCUGUUCAACAUUUCCAAAAUCACAAACGGUCGGAUAUCUUCGUCCUCGACCCAAACAAGUAUCCCUCCCAACCCGAACCGUACGAAGAUCGCUCCGGAUCCUGGAGAUAAUGGAAUUUUCCGGCGGUUCCUUCACAAGAGGGCUAUUCUCCAGCCGUCCCUUUCAACUGAGAUUCGAUCGCUUCCGAUCGGAGAAAACCUGAUGAACAAGCUCAAGUCCAUAGGCAUUGCGCAGGACCGUAUUCGGCUUGAAGUCCUGACUCCGCCGCCGCCGCCGCCGCCGCCGGUGGAGGAGGCCUCGGCUAUGGUGAGGUCGGGACUGAGAGUUGAGGAUGCGAAAAAGUUGCUGAGCGUGGCGCAGUUAGAGGCGGUGAAAUCGAGACUGAGAGAGAUCCAAAACAGCUGGAUUCCAUUUUCGGAUUUUGUACGGAUAUGCGGGGAAAGCUGUUCGGAUCUGGAAGAGGGUCGACGGUUAGCCAGAAAGCUGGAUGAGAGUGGCAGCGUUAUCGUCUUGGGAAACGUUGUGUUCUUGAAGCCCGAGCAGAUUGCGAAAGCUAUCCAAGAACUGAUUCCAAUCCCCCAAGCAAACCUCAAUGACCCAAGAAGAAAAGAGCUAGAAGAAAUGGAAAAGCAGAAGGCAGAAAUUGACAAAAAGGCUAAGUCCUUGGUCCGUAGGGAGCUUUGGGGUGGACUUGGUUUUCUCGUUGUCCAAACAGCAGGUUUCAUGAGGCUCACAUUUUGGGAACUAUCAUGGGAUGUCAUGGAGCCCAUUUGCUUCUAUGUGACAUCAACGUAUUUCAUGGCUGGCUAUGCAUUUUUCCUCAGGACCUCCAUAGAGCCUUCUUUUGAAGGGUUUUACCACAGCCGGUUCAGUGCAAAGCAGAGGAAAUUGAUGAAGCUACAUAAUUUUGACAUUGGAAGGUAUAAUCAGCUUAAGAAAGCUUUUCAUCCAUACCCAUCGACUUCAUCGUUGGACGGUUCAGAAAAAUUGCAAUUUGGUGUUAUACAUCAAUAAUUAAUACUUUUGACACAAACAAAAGAAAUAAGAAAAGAUGACUACACAGUUUUGUUUAACUUA